AUGUUGGCACUGGCCGUUAUAGAAUUGUACACCUCGCCGGUCUAUGUAAUGUACGAACGGUUCCAGCAGAACAACGGAACCGACAUAAUCGAUGCAGCCAACCUGCGCAUACGCAAGUUCAACCGAACGCUGACCGUGUUUGAUGGAACGUUCGAAUUGCACAAAGAUUUGAAUAAUGACUACGCCUUCACCUUGUACCUUUCGUACAGCACACUGGGUAACAAUCAAUUCAUCCGCUCGCCGUUCCGUGUGCCCGUGCAGAGGGUGUGCACGUUUUUAAACACAACCUAUCACGACUAUCGGGAGUUUUAUCGCAACAUGACGAACUUCCCGGACGUUGGUGCAUGUCCGAUGCCGAUGCAGCAGUAUUACAUCAAGAACAAGGUGUUGGAUUCUAGGCUUAUUAACAACUACUUCCAGCCAGGCUUAUGGAAGCUGGAUAUUUUACUAGUGACGGUGGUUGAUGAUGAAAUUUUAUUUAGCGCCGAAUUACUGUUCAAGGUUUCACGCGAUGAUAUCUUUUAA
Anopheles marshallii is the source of this 525-nucleotide messenger RNA. RefSeq lists its product as uncharacterized. The record is from RefSeq and is a predicted model, not a curated record. NCBI's taxonomy places the organism in Eukaryota, Metazoa, Arthropoda, Insecta, Diptera, Culicidae. Bases 1 to 525 code for a protein of 174 amino acids. The transcript is spliced from 2 exons.